Messenger RNA from Hymenoscyphus albidus, 316 nucleotides. The record is from the annotation of a GenBank genome assembly. NCBI's taxonomy places the organism in Eukaryota, Fungi, Ascomycota, Leotiomycetes, Helotiales, Helotiaceae.
AUGACAACUCUUGAUAUCCGAGCAGGAUCUACCAUACACGCCCACUCGGAUGCUAUCAAAGUUCCUACUCGAGUCCGUACUUCUACUUCGGAGUACACUCCAGUUUCGUCCGAGUUGCAACUUGCAAAGACCUCGAGCCUACGAGUCUACCCCAUACCGAUACAGAACAGCGUCAUGAUCUUUCUUGAAAACUUUAUCGUAAGCUCCACUCGGUGGCUAGAGAUUGGCUAUGGUUGGGAUCUUGGUUCAAGAACUGCAAGCCAAGCUUGGAACACGAAACCCCGAGAUCAAGCUCAUCCAUUUGAAUUUUGUAUGA